AGUCCAUGAGUGGAAGUCGUCGCCUCAGCAUUAAACUCUCCGAGUGUGCGGCAAAAAUGUAUGAUUGUGCAUUUAUUGUGACUUAGACGAAGUUUAGUUUUAGAGUGGCUUAACUAUCGUACCGCGUUGGAUAAAUUAUUAUUGAAAUAAUAUUUAAAUAUUUUUCCGGGAAUCAUGUAUUCAAAAAUGGAAGGUGAAAAAGCUGUAGCUCUCAAGAGAACAGAUAGCAUAUGUCCACCACCGGAAGAAGUUCUUCUACAACGCGUUUUAAAGAAUAAUACAGAAGAUUUAGACCUCAUUGUUAACGAAGCUCUUCUUAAAUAUAUUUAUGAUGGCUAUAGCAAACCGAUUUUGUUGGUUGCUUGCAUCGAAGAAGCAGUAGAGCCCCUAACAAUCCAAGCUUUAAUAGAUCUAGGAGCAGAUAUACGAUUUUCCGACGAGAACCAGUGGGAAGCAUUACAUUUCGCCGCUAAACGAACUAAUUAUUCAGUUUUAAAAGUUGUAAUUGAUAAUUUGAAAGCUAGACAUUUCGAUAUUAACGAUGUACUAGCUCAAAGUAGUAACGCCUUGCAUAUUCUUAUUAGGUACGGAGAAAGUCAAUCAAUUGAUUUUAUCAAAUGCGCUAAACUUUUAAUUCAAGAAGGAAUUAAUGUGAACAGUGGAGACAGUAAAUUCAUAUCACCUAUACUGUGGGCAGCUAAGAAUGGUUCAAAGGAUGUUAUCAAAGUGAUAUUAGAAAAUAGUCCGGUUCCAGUGGAUUUGGACUCCCAUAAACUGAGAGGACAGACCGCUAGAGAUAUUAUUACAAUUAAAAAUUUAUACGAAGGUUAUCUUCCAGAAAAAAUUGAUAACAAUAAUCAAAACGGAAUCGUAAACAAAGGAAGUACAAGAAUCGAUGCGGAGAUACUUUUUAAUUACGUUAAAUUACGAAAAGAAAAUGAAUUUCUGAAUUAUAAUAAUGGAGAUAUUAGAGAUUUCGCAAAUAUCGAAGAUGGUUCCGACACCCUUCUUCAAAUGGCGUGCGAUAAGGGAAGCAAGAUCAUAGUAGAACACCUAUUAAAUAACGGAGCUGAUCAAUCGAGAGUUACCAAUAAAAACAAAAAGACUCCACUGGAAAUAACCGCCGAUCACGGUUUCCACGAAAUAUUUAGUCUUCUUCUAAACCGUCUCGAUAACGAGAUUCCCAUGUCUGUUUUAAUAAGUUUAGUAAAAUGUUAUGAUUACGAGAUAUUUCCAGGUAUAGAUAGAAAACUGUGUUGUAAAUAUCUUCUCGACAAACUGAAAUCUAAUAGAGAUAUAUUGAAUAUAAAUGGUGUGGACGAAUCUAUGAAUUCCCCGUUGCAUUACGCAGUUAGAUAUGGUGACGUUAAUAUCAUUAACGAUCUUCUUCAAACUGGAGCGUCUCUGGGGUCUAAAAACAAAUAUGGUAUUAUGCCUAUCCAGGAUAUGGAACCUGAGGCAUUGAACAAACAUUUGGAUAACUGCGUUCAGUUUGAUUUUAAAGGAAAAAAAGACAAGGAAGAUUUUUCUAUAACGUUCGAUUAUCGUACUUUGAUACCACCUACUACAAAGAUAAGUAGACCAGAUUCGGAAUUAGGUAUUAAUUCUUCCGAUAACCAAGAACUUGUACUUGAAACUGAAGUUAUAUCGUAUAUGAGUACAGCUUCGGAAUUUAAGCAUCUUUUAACACAUCCUGUGAUAGUUAGUUUUUUAUUUAUGAAAUGGCAUAGAAUAAGAUGGCUCUUUUAUACUAAUUUAGCGUUUUAUAUUGCUUUUUUUGUUUCUUUAGUAACUUACGUGUUUUCUUAUUAUGCAAAUUUUGAAGAACUCACGUCCUUUGAAGUUUUUCUUAAAUUCGUUUCGUGGAUAACAUUGCUGAUUACAUUUUUUGUAUUGUUAUUCAGGGAAUUAUUCCAAAUUGCAAUUUUACCGAAAAAGUAUUUUCGGAAUUUUGAAAAUUACUUAGAAAUGACUCUUAUUAUUAUAGCUGGAUGGAUAUUAUUUGUCGGUUCUCCAUCUAUUGAUACCCGUAAACAACUUUCAUCUUUAUCUAUUUUAUUAGCAGCUUUUGAACUUGUAUUGAUGCUCGGUCAACAUCCGAAACUAUCAACGAACGUUGUUAUGCUGAGAACAGUUUCUUAUGAUUUUUUCAAAUUUCUUUUGUGGUAUUCCAUAUUAAUUGUCGCAUUUGCUUUAAGUUUUAACAUACUAUUUUCCGCAGAACCUAAAAUAAUUGUAGCGAAUCAAACAGAGAGCGAAAGUGACGACGAUUCUUUCGAAAAUCCAGGAAAAUCUGUGUUUAAAACUAUUGUUAUGUUGACAGGCGAAUUCGAAGCCAGCGACAUCAAUUUUGAAGCUUUUCCUUUUGUUAGCAAAUUAAUUUUUGUUCUUUUCAUUUUCAUGAUAGCCAUUAUACUGCUCAAUCUCUUAAAUGGUUUAGCUGUAAGUGACACACAGACGAUAAGAAAAGACGCCGAACUAUUGGGACAUAUCUCUAGAGCUCAACAUAUUUUCUACGUAGAAACGAUGAUGUUGGGAAACAUCCUCCCCAAGAGCUUAGUUACCAAGUUGAACGAUUUAUGCUGUUGCUUACCAUUCGACACAAAUUUACGCUGCACCAUUUCCAAACCUUUAGCAGAAAAAGUUUGUCUUUUUCCACAUUUAUUCAAUUACGAAAUGACUGUCUAUCCUAACAGAUACGGACAAAUAUAUAUUCCGAUGAAUAAGAAACAAAAAUGUUGUCACGGUUAUUGUUAUAACAUUUAUUUAGAUAAAGAGACAAUUUUACGAAUAAACGCGUUAGUUCAGUUUAAAAAAGAGCAACUACAAUCAAAAGUAGAUAUAGAGAUGUAUAAAUCUGAAAUUGUUAUCAUUAAAAAUAAAUUGGAUGAUCUAUUGAAUAAACUCCAAUCGAAACAGUUACAAUAAUAUGCUGUGAGUAAUUUCUUCUUGGUACUUUCAAUCAACUACAUCAAAUUCUCUUUCUGUAAUCGAGACAAUAUCCGAAUAAUUGCUUUUUUCUCUCAGUUCCUUUAUUUGGUAUAAUCAUUUUUUUCCGUCCGUUAUAUGUCUCGUUUAUCUAUCAGUCUUAAUACUUACGAUAUUUCCAACAAUUCAGAUGUUUCUAUUCUUCAUUUCGUUUGCGUUUUUCUCUUUGGUCUAUUUGCAUUUGAUUUGACGAUUCAUUAUGGUUUUCCCGUGUUUAUUGAUUAUUUUGCGUUGAAUGCCUUUAUAAGUUUUUUGAAGUUAUCGGUGGCAGUGUUUUUGUUUCAAGGUCUCAAUCGCUUGCUUUUGCUUUCUCCUAUUCCUUCAAAUUAAUCUCUUCUUGUUCUAAGCUCAUCCUAUUAUAUUCGUAUUAAUUUGUCGAAUGUAUAUCUUUCAUUUUAUUUAAAUUAUAAACAAUUUGUUUUAUGACUCAUAGUCAGUAGUCAAUGGUCACCAUUUAUCUAUUGAAUUGAUAAUAAUCCUAAACAAAAUUAACCCAUUUUUUAUUUCAAACGUAUCGCAUCUUUUAGUGCCUAGAAUUUCUAAAAGCUUCUUCCCUACUUUCAUAAUCUGACAUUAUUAAACUAAAAAUGCAUGAAAUUCAUUAUAUGGUCCAUUCUAAAUGGAUUUACCUAGCAGAAAAAAUCGAUUUUUUUGCAAACUUCAUUCUAUAUUUAUUUUGAAAAAGUAUGGCCGCUUUCCGAAAAACGUUUUUUGACCCUGUGGCGCCGUGUGGAAGUUUACGUUGUGAAUAGGCUCACACGGAGUCAUAAACUGGGCGAGAAUACUACUAUUAGGAGAUUUAGGCCCUCCGCACACGGGUCGACUCAUUUGCAAUUCGAGUUGUCAGCAGGAGUCGCGCGCAACCUUGUCUGUCACAGUGGGAGUCCUCACACGGGCCAACUGCCAGUCGUCAACUCAAAUCCAAUAUGAAUCGCAUAAGUUGCGCGCCAGCCGUACAAUAGAAGACCACGUGUGCGGAGGGCAUUAUAUUAUUUAAAAUGAGUGAUCAAUAUUGUUCAGAUUCCCUUAUAUUGGUAUUCUGCCUCUGUAUUGUAGGCGCAACCAACCUCACCAAUUCUUCAAAGCUUUCUUUUUUCAUCCUAGAGAAUGCUAUGAACUUUGCAUCUGUUUUUUUCAAUUCUUCGGCAGAAACAAAAAGCCUGCAGCUUAAGUUUUUUUGAAUAUACGAAUGACACCAAUAUUACCUUCUUCCUCCUCUACAGAUACCGACUAUCAGUCGAGAGUUGCGGACUGAAGUUGCACAAAUGUCCCUCCUGUGUGUGGACUCCAGCUGCAAACAGGUUGCACAAUUCCGAUUGCACGAUUCCGUUUGCGCGUUGCGCAGUCAAGUUUUCAAACUCAAAUUGCAAAUGAGUCGACCCGUGUGCGGAGGGCCUUAGUCCUGAUCACUACCUAGUGUGAACUGGUAGUCGUGGUAGUAGAACAACCAAAAAUAGAUCGGUCGUAAUUACUCGUGCAUGUUGGAGUGAACACGACCGGUUUAGUCGUGAAACACCCACCAAAAGUGAGGUUUCUAGCGUAUAUACACGUAUUUUUUUUUUCGAUUUCUGUACGAGUGAAAUAAUAAAAUUUACUAUAAUUUAAUAAUUAAAUAACAUUUCCUUCGUCAGCAUUCAAAAUGUCAGUGUACAAAAUGAAUAAAAAACAAACAAUUCAAUUUGUUGAAUUGUAUCGCGAUGCGGAAUGUUUGUGGAAAAUAAAUUCUGAAGUGUACAAAGACUGAAAUGCUUAUUAUCAAAAAUUAAAAAAAAAAAAAUAACUUUGAAAAGUCAGGAGCAUCUUCAGUUCAAAUCAGCCUAAGGUACCGUGGUUUACGAUUGUCCAUUCAUUUCUGAAACAAAAUCCAGUAAUGAAUGAAACAGUAUCUAAUCUUUAGAGUUCACCAGUUCAUUGUAACAAUACAUCAAAGCAAUUAGAAGACAAAGUCAGUUAUGUUUUAGAUAACCAAGUAGAAGUAAAUUUGUCAAACGAAAAGGAGACUGGUGAAAUAUUCAAACUUCCAUCAAAAUCAAAUCAGACAGCUCAAGCAAAAAAGAGGCGACUGCAGAAUUGUUCCACUUUCCUGUUUAGCCAUGAUUAAACAAAAAUAAUUAAAAAACGUACCAUUUCAGACACUAAUUCGUGUGAACUGGAGGUGUGAACCAGCCUUUAAGCAUUUAAAUUGGUACAUUCAUUUCAAACGGACCAAUUUUUUUCUAAAUUGUGUGAUAUGUACUUUACUUUUAGCUGGUGUUCUCAAAAUUAACAUUGAAUCAAAUAUUUUCCGGGAAAUCCAGAAAAUAAAUUUCUCAAAAACCCCACCCUUAAUUUGCGCGAAUUUUGUAUAUGAGUCUCAGUAACCCCCGAUCUACCUUUUUACUAAAUGGCAGUUAAACAAAAAGCUCCGUUCGGUAAAUACGGCCCCGCAACGAAAAUGCCGGUUUUCACCUUUGUUGGAUUUUUCCGGUGAUUUGUAAAUGAGUAGCGUGUGCCGAUUUUUAUUUGUCCGAUAAGCUGAGUGACACUAAAAAUGUUUUCCAUGUAUCUUUUCACGUAGUCAAUAACUUGUAUUUUGAAUUGAUCAAUGAAAUACUAAAUUCAACCUCAUCAGUAGUUCAUAUCAAGUAUAACCUAUAAAAAUAAAACUGAUUUUCUCACUUGUGUCAAAGAUGGUUUCCAACAGCAAUUGUUGGGUGCGUGUUUGUGAUAGAUUAAAGUUAAAUCAUGCGUAGAUUCAUUUGUCAGGUGAUUCCUUUCUUGGAUUUUCUCGUUAAAGCAGCUCAUUGAAACUGCUCAUAAAUCAAAAACAGAAACUAUUUGUUAUUGGAGGAAGUAGCUCCAACGUCUCCAUUUUUCAAAUUUGACUGUAGUAUCUAGUAGUAUUUUGACCAAAGCUCCUGAAGUUAACGUGUACAAAAUCUCUCUCCUACUCGUACAGCCCCUUUUUGUUAUUUUAUGAUGAAACCAGUGGCGUAGCGUGCUUUGGAGGGGCCCUGUAUUAAAAUUAGUUGGGGUGCCCAAAUGAAAGGAAAAAUUAGUUCACAGAAGAAACAAAAAUGCUUGCAUUAAAUUAAAAUAAGUAUUUACUGAUUAUAAGUUAUCGCUUCCUUCUAGAAAUUGAGCUAGCCAAAUAAAUCAAAUUAAAUGUACACUAUUCUUUCCUUUUUUUUUCGGCAAAUUGAUUUAUUAAAUUAUCUAUAGCUGAAGACGAUUUCCUCAUCGAAGUCCUUAGGUAAUUUUUCAUCAGUUUUAAUUUUGAAAAACUUCUUUCAACUGUUGCGGUCGUAACUGGAAGUGUCAAGAAUAGAAAAUAUUUUGUUACUACCAGCAAUAAUUCCAUGAGUUCCUUAAUGAAAUGAAUAUUUUGAAUUUCAGAUUUUUGCAAUCUUUGUUUAGUUUGAGAAACUAAUAUAUCUAAACAGCAUUAGUAUACAUUGACUUUGAAAUAUAACUCCGGAUCUAAAAUUCUCUCAUCUUGUGAUAACGCAUCAAAAAAACGCUUCCUUAUUAUUCAUCUUUUAUUUUUAAAAACAGUUGUUACUUUCCACUCCCUGGACUCAUUUAGCAAACCAUUGAAUGAAUUUUGAUUUCUUAUUUCGCUCAGUCUAUUCAAAAGAUUGCUUAAUAAAAUACUAGCUUUCUGUAAUUCAUUAUUCUGUAGAGCUUUAGAAACAGGAUUAAUGAUUUCAAAAAGUAAAGAAAAAAAUGUAACAAGCACUAAGAAAAAUCUAUAGUUUUUGUACGGCAUUUAACAUUGAAGAGACUUAGCGUGUUAAAAGUAUUUACAAGAAUAACACACUUGAAUUCGCAGUGCUUAACCUGGGGAAAAAAGAGAUUGCUUUUAUGACUUUUGUCAUUUUUGAAGUAAAAACUCUAUAGGCCCUAUAAAAGUUUUUUUUAUAUGUUUUUUCCCGGGAAACACUAGAUUAAGUGACAUUGGGAAUAACAUUUCACUAAUUUUUGUUUACACACAUUAGGAGCCUCUGUAGCCCGGGGGCUUCGUAUCAAUGAUACGGCUAACACGGCGGUAGCUACGCCUCUGGAUAAAACCUACAUUAUAAAUGCUGGGAGUGGAAUACCUAACAUAUGUGAGGCUUGGAUAGGUCAAAAUCGACAUUUUUGUUGCGGGCAAGGCUUCUUGACAAAGUCAUUCAUAUUUGGUUUUUUCAGGUAGGACGAAAAAUUUUUGAUUCAACGUUAAUUGAAUAACACUAGCUGAAAGUAGAGUGAAUAACGCACAUUUAAAAAAAAUGGUUCCGUUAGGUUAAUUUGGGUUAUAAUGGCGGCUGUUUGAAAUGAGUGUACCAUUUGAAACGCUUAUUCACAACGUAGAAUUCCACAUGGCACCAUAGGGUUGAAAAACGUUUUUCGGAAAAAUGAAAGUGGCCAUACUUCUCCCAUUUAAAUAUAGAAUGAAGUUUGGAAAAAAUCGAUUUUUUCUGCUGGGUGAAUCCGUUUAGAAUGGGGCAUACACUUCUCUUCCAAUGUUAUUAUCUUUUUCUCCAAAAAUCUUCUCUUCUUACUUGGUUAAAGACCGCUUGAUAAUGCAAUAUUUCUUGAUAGAAAAUAUGCGCAGAUUGUUUCAUGCAAGAUCUCGCACUUACAACAUUAUCAUUUUGGUGCCAUUUUUAUUGAGUGCAAGCUGGGAAAAAUCCAGAUCCUCUCAUCAUUUUCAAGGUAUUUGUUUAAUUAACUUAUUGAAUUUUUGUUAGUGGCACCAUGAUGCAAUGGCAAGAGACUUGCAUAUUGUCAAGCGACAUGCAAUAUUUAUCUGUUCAAUAUUUUGACCUUUCUUUCAAUUUCUUGCACAAUGUCAAGCGGCCUUAAAUAAUUAUGGCAAACAUAUAUGUUUCUCUUGUCUUCAUCACGUCAUUUCACUUGUCUGUCUCAAUAUAAAUAUCAACUCUUUUGUUGUAUUAAAUUUCCGAUCUAUUCGAAUCCUUUAGCCGGCAAAUCACUUCGAAUCUUUCUGUGAUAUUUGGCCGUUUUUCCAAUCUCCUCUCCUAUUAUUGAUCUUGUGUCUAACUUUUUGAAUAUUUAUUUUUUUAAUUUAAAUAUGUUUUGUCAUUCCAAUAUCUUUCGUUUGUUAUUCCUAAGCCUUUUAUAUUAAUUCUUCUUUUUUAUCUAGCACUGAUAUUCUUCUUUUUUCUCUCGAAUAUUCUGUGGUUUUCUUCUUUUUUAUUUUUGAUACACCAGGUUGAUGCGUCAUAGGUGUCAACAGUUAUAAUAAUUGCUCUGUAAUUUUUUCAUUUAUUUCUAAUCAUUUUAUUCCUUCUCUUGUUAUCUUCUUCUACGGUUUUUUAUCAAUUGCCAUUAGUGUUAUGUCAUUUGAAUUUGCUAUUAACUGCGCAUGUAUUUGUGCAAGGGUCAUUUUGAUUGCAGCCUAGUGGAAAGCUUACUGUUCGUAGAAAAUUAUACUUUGUUCGCAUGAAGAUUACAUUGAAUAAGUUUAUUCAGUACUGCAUUUCUGGAUAAAGAGUUAAAAUCACCCUGACUAUCGAUGAUGCAGAAUUGGCCGAGACCAGAGAAAGAACAAAAUUUGUUCGGUCUUCACGCCGUCUCUUAUAUUAAUAAUAGAUAUUUUUAAAAUUAAAAAAAAUUAAAAAGAGGCCAUCCAUAAAUUAACUCACGCGUUAAGGGGGCGGGAGGGGGUCAACGAAGUGUGACAUUGUGUGACAAGAGGGUGGGAGUGGUCCUUAAUUUCGUGACGUCACAUUUCAAAAUCUAUUAUAAUCUAAAUGUUGAAACACGAACUUUGAACUAGUACUUUAUGAAAACCUCAAAAAAUAGUAUUUGAAGUAUUGAAUAAACUCCAAAUUACUUAUUGUAUACUUAUUAUAUAGACUUUUCUAACUAUUUUGAAUAUUAUACUUUAAUACUUAUGUAAAAGUUUUAUUGUUGUAAUUAUUUAUAAUAAAAUAUAUUUGUUUUA
This is a messenger RNA of Diorhabda carinulata, 8920 nucleotides long. RefSeq names its product transient receptor potential cation channel protein painless-like (gene pain). Gene Ontology annotation, biological process: transmembrane transport; monoatomic ion transport. Gene Ontology annotation, cellular component: membrane. The transcript is spliced from 2 exons. The coding region runs from base 175 to 2928 and encodes 917 amino acids. The record is from RefSeq and is a predicted model, not a curated record. Lineage: Eukaryota; Metazoa; Arthropoda; Insecta; Coleoptera; Chrysomelidae. Gene Ontology annotation, molecular function: monoatomic ion channel activity; protein binding.